This is a messenger RNA of Gregarina niphandrodes, 957 nucleotides long. Its product is annotated as histidine phosphatase domain protein. Gene Ontology annotation, molecular function: phosphatase activity. Gene Ontology annotation, cellular component: cytosol; cytoplasm. NCBI's taxonomy places the organism in Eukaryota, Apicomplexa, Conoidasida, Eugregarinorida, Gregarinidae. The record is from RefSeq and is a predicted model, not a curated record. The transcript has a single exon. Bases 1 to 957 code for a protein of 318 amino acids.
AUGACGUCUGUGGAGGACACGUCGAUUAAGCAGUGGAAGUCCAGUCGGAAGACGCCGGAGAUGGCGGAGGCGGUGAAGUCGGUGUAUGCGGAGAUUGCCGAGUCGAUGCCGUUGCAAAAGAAGAAGUUUGAAGAAGGGGUGCUUUCUAAGAUGACGGAGGAUGAGAAGAAGGGUAUUGAGGAGUCUUUAAAUAGGUUGGGUUUGACAUUCGACUUUACGUUAUGUCAUGUGCGAUACUUACCUGAUUUCAAGCCAAUUGAAUUGGACUUUACGGUUUGUUAUGUUCGACAUGGGAAGACAGAAGGGAAUACAGAGCCGCGCAUUUUCCAAGGGUAUUGCGACUAUUGGGAGAAUCAGUUGAACGCUACGGGUAAGAAGCAAGCGGAGGAGGCUGCGAAAAAGAUGGAGUCUACCUUGACAACGUUUAAGCCUGAUUUAAUUUUGUGUUCGCCUCUUGGACGCGCGAUUGAAACGGGUGCGGCAUUCUUUAACAAACACCCGGAGAUCCCGACUAGGGUGCAUUAUGGUGCUCGAGAACAGCAAUUUGGCAACUGGGAUAACGUACAAGUACAGCACCUUCCCAAGGAUGACAUCUGUCAUUUAUUUUACCUGGAGCAGAAUGCGCUAGUUAAGGCACCUCAGCCACAUGUACUCUUCGAUGGCACUAUCCGUCAAGAAUAUGACAGUGAAAACUUCGUCGACCUACUGCUACGGGAAGCCGAAUUCCUCCGUUCUGUCAACAACGAAGCCGAAGUCAAAAAAGCUAAAACUAAAGGACGACUGGCGAACGUCCUUAUAUACGGACAUUCUAUGGCCGGGGCCGCCAUCAGCACACUCCUUGGCCAUGGUAAGACCUUCAAUGAACAAGGCAGCAUCGGCUUCGAUGGCAAAUAUAUCAUGCCCAACGCUACACCCACUAUGCUCCCUGCCCAAACGCCUGAAGUUAAUCGGAAGUAA